CUGGGCUGAAGGAGAAGCAAAUCAGGACAUCACCUUCAUGUUUCUACUUAGAGAGUAGAGAGCUUAAUCUGAUGAAGCAGCAAAAUCUCAGUCUGAUGAAACUUCCCAAGUUUCCCAAGACUCUGACUCAAAUGUUCACACACUUCCUGAUCUUUCAGAUCAAACAAAAGGACCAAAAGUACCAUCAGAAACAUGACCCUGAUCCUCAGCAGACCAGAGAGAGUAUCAUGGCACUGGGAAAACUGGCUUUCCACCAGCUGGAGAAAGGAAACCUGAUCUUCUAUGAGGAAGACCUGAGAGAGUGUGGCAUUAAUGUCAGAGAAGUGUCAGUGUACUCAGGAGUGUGUACCCAGAUCUUCAGAGAGGAGUCUGGGCUUCACCUGGGGAAGGUGUUCAGCUUCGUACAUCUGAGUGUUCAGGAGUUUCUGGCUGCUUUAUAUGUAUUUUUCACCUUCAUAUUAAAUAACAAAAUUGUUAUAGGGGAGGAAAGCACUAGGAUUAUUUAUAUCUUUAAAAAACCAAGCAUUUCUGACCUACUGAAGAGUGCAGUGGACAAGGCCUUAAAGAGUGAGAGUGGUCACCUGGACCUCUUCCUCCGCUUCCUUCUGGGUCUCUCACUGGAGACCAAUCAGACUCUCUUACAAGGCUUAAUGCCACAGACAGGAAGCAGCUCUAAUAACAAUGAUGAAAUAGUCAACUAUGUCAGGAGGAAGAUCAGAGAGAAUCCAUCUCCAGAGAAAUUCAUUAAUCUGUUCCACUGCCUGAAUGAAAUGAACGUUAAUAUACUGGUAAAUGAAAUUCAAACUUUCCUGAACAGAUCCAGUAAAAGUGCUUUCAGUGGAACCAGACUCUCUCCUGCUCAGUGGUCAGCUCUGGUGUUUGUAUUACUGAGCUCACAAGAGGAAAUGAAUGAGUUUGACUUGACAAAAUUUCGUUCAUCAGAAGAGUGUCUUCUGAGGUUGCUGCCAAUGGUCAAAACCUCAGCCAAAGCUGUGUUGAGUAUGUGUAAUCUGACAGAAGAAAGCUGUAGAGCUCUGUCCCCAGUUCUCAGCGCAAAGUACACCAGGAUGAGAGAACUGGACCUGAGUUCAAAUAAACUGCAGGAUUCAGGAGUGAAGCUGCUCUCUAAUGGACUGAAGAACCCACACUGUAAACUGGAGAUACUGAGGCUGUGGAACUGUAAACUGACAGAGGAAAGCUGUAGAGUUCUGUCCUCAGUUCUCAGCUCAAACUCCUCCAGUCUGAGAGAACUGGACCUGAGUUACAAUAAACUGCAGGAUUCAGGAGUGAAGCUGCUCUCUGAUGGACUGAAGAAUCCACACUGUACAUUGAAGAUACUGAGUCUGUGUGAGUGUAAUCUGACAGAGGAAAGCUGUAGAGUUCUGUCCUCAGUUCUCAGCUCAAACUCCUCCAGUCUGAGAGAACUGGACCUGAGUAACAAUAAACUGCAGGAUUCAGGAGUGAAGCUGCUCUCUGAUGUACUGAAGAAUCCACACUGUACACUGGAGAAACUGAGGAUGUGUUACUGCAGUAUUAUAGAUGAAGGUUGUGCUGCUCUGGCUUCAGCUCUGAGGUCAAACUCCUCAUCACACCUGAGAGAACUGGAUCUGUACGAUAAUAAACCAGGAGAAUCAGGAGUGAAGCUGCUCUCUGAUCUACUGAAGGAUCCACACUGUAAACUGGAGACACUACACAUUAAGAAUAAUAAACUCACCAGGUCUGGUGUAUGACAGGAGUCUCUCCUCAGACCUUUUUUCCAGGAUAAAUCAGUUAUGGUGGUGAAGCGUUAGAACACGUCCCACAUUUCCAGCAGUUUGGGAGCUGAAUCAUUCAUAUUCAGAUGUAGAAGAUCCAUAACAAUAACUGUGACUGAUCACAUCCUUUUAUCCUCUCAGCUACAACUUCACACUUUAACAUCUUUUACAAUCCAAAGUCAAAUCCUUCAGCAUCUACACACAACACAGAGAUAUCAUCACAUCAUCACACUGAUUACACAAAUACACAUCCAUGUGUUACAGAUGUUUAGAGAUUAUUUUUACCUCUUUACUUUUAUCUCAAAUUUGUUUCUCCACAGAUGAUUGACUCACAUUUGUGAUCUUGAUUUAUUUA
Molecule: messenger RNA, 2109 nt
Organism: Tachysurus vachellii
Lineage: Eukaryota; Metazoa; Chordata; Actinopteri; Siluriformes; Bagridae
Product: NACHT, LRR and PYD domains-containing protein 3-like
Exons: 6
Coding region: 72-1730 (552 amino acids)
Molecular function (GO): protein binding
Source: RefSeq, a predicted model, not a curated record